Molecule: messenger RNA, 2957 nt
Organism: Drosophila serrata
Lineage: Eukaryota; Metazoa; Arthropoda; Insecta; Diptera; Drosophilidae
Product: small G protein signaling modulator 3 homolog
Biological process (GO): regulation of GTPase activity
Molecular function (GO): GTPase activator activity; small GTPase binding
Source: RefSeq, a predicted model, not a curated record
GCUGAUAGUGAAAUCAGCUUCGGCAGACAAUUGGAAACAAUGGAGAAAAAUAAUUAAUUUGUGUUUAACACGCAAACAAAAAAAGACACUGUUCAGACGCUUUCACUGAAUGCUCAAUCCGGGAACCUAGUAGGUAGCCUGGACAAUGGACAUGGCCAGGAGCAUCUUUGGCCGAGAUCACGAGGGUUACGUGGGCCGUGAAGAGCAUACGCGUAAGCUGCAGAACCUAGGCUCGGAAGACGACCUGGGCGAGCUGCCGCCCAUGAUGGAGGAGCUUAGUGUGGCCGAUGGCCUGCGACCGAAUCCCGGUGGCCCCUUCUCCGCCCUUACAGCCUCUAUGUGGCCGCAGGAGAUAUUGGCGAAGCUAGGCGGCGCAGCGGAGCUGGCCUCCGCGGGUCCUAACGACCAGCCGGAGUAUCGCUUCGACGAGUUUGGUUUCCGGGUGGAGGAGGAGGACGGUCCGGAACAGAGCUCCAACAAACUGCUCAGCAUUCCAUUUGUGGAGGACGCGCAGCAGCGCCUGCAGUGGAUCGCUCACCUGGAGUUCUCGCACAACAAGGAGGCGACCGAGCUCAGCUGGGAGCACGUGGAUGUGAUGCUGCCGCGCACUGAAAAGCUGCGCAACAUGGUCCGCCAGGGAAUUCCGCACACGCUGCGGGCCCAGAUGUGGAUGCGAUUAUCAGGAGCCCUGGCCAAAAAGCAAAAGAGCGAGACCAGCUACCAGGACAUAGUGAAGGCCUCCAGCAAUGACCAACUGAUGACAUCAAAGCAGAUCGAGAAGGACCUGCUGCGCAUCCUGCCGACUAACGCCUGUUUUAGUAAUCCUAACGGAACAGGCAUACCACGCCUGCGUCGCAUCCUUAGGGGCAUCGCGUGGCUCUUCCCGGACAUCGGCUACUGCCAAGGCACCGGUGUAAUAGCCGCAUGCCUUCUGCUCUUCAUGGAGGAGGAGAACGCCUUCUGGAUUAUGGCCACCAUUGUAGAGGAUCUGCUGCCCGCCUCCUACUAUAGUUCAACGCUGCUGGGCAUCCAGGCAGACCAGCGUGUGAUGCAGACGCUCAUAGCAAACUACUUGAGCAGCGUGGACGAGUCGCUGCGGAAACAUGACAUUGAACUGUCGCUGAUCACCUUGCACUGGUUCCUCACCCUCUUCGCCAAUGUGGUCCAUAUGAAAAUCCUGGUACGCAUCUGGGACUGGUUCUUCUACGAGGGAUCCAUCGUCCUCUUUCAGCUCACCCUGGGCAUGCUGAAGGUUAAGGAGCAGGAGCUGAAACACCUGGAGAACUCCGCCCAAAUCUUCAACUCGCUAUCGGAUAUUCCGGGCGAGGUCACCGACGUCGAGGUGCUCUUCCGUCAGGCCCUGGAGGUUGGAGGUUCUCUCAGCCAGACAGUAAUCGAUACCCAUCGGCGGCGCCAUUUGGCAUAUCUCAUGGCGGAUCAGGGCCAUCAGAUUGGUAACCCCGAAGCAGCGCCGAAUCUUCCGAAGCAGCAACUAGCCCGGCGGCAGGUCCGCAAGAGCAAGUCGAUCUUAGAGGCCUUCCUGUUUCGAGGCGAUGCCAGCGAUGGAGAUCAGCUGAAGAACAAGAACAUACGGCAAACUGAGAUCCUUGUGGACCUGAGAGAGGCCAUACUAAAGGUGGGCCGCCACUUUAUAACCAUCGAGCCGAAGCUUGCCGGACACAUCCAGCUAACGGCCAACUACAGCAGCGAGUCGCACGCAAAGGACCACGAAAACUUCAUCAAUGUGGCUAGGACGCGAAAGCGUCGAGCUAAAGCCCUACACGACUUCGAACGGCACGACGACGAUGAACUGGGCUUCCGCCGCAACGACAUCAUUACGAUUAUCAGCCAAAAGGACGAGCACUGCUGGGUGGGCGAACUUAACGGACUUCGCGGCUGGUUUCCUGCCAAGUUUGUGGAGUUGCUGGACGAGCGAAGCAAGCUGUACACCUCGGCGGGUGAUGAUGCCAUUUCUGAGACGGUGACGGACCUGGUGCGGGGCACUUUGGCGCCAGCCAUCAAGGCCUUCCUAGAGCACGGCAUGAAACGUCCCACAUUCCUGGGUGGACCCAUUCACCCCUGGCUGUAUAUCGAAGAGGCUGCCACACGUGAGGUGGAGAAGGACUUUGAGUCCGUUUACAGCCGGCUGGUUCUGUGCAAGACGUAUCGCCUGGACGAGGACGGCAAGGUUCUCACCCCCGAGGAGCUGCUCUACCGCUGCGUCCAGGCCAUCAAUCAGACACACGACGAUGCUCAUGCCCAAAUGGAUGUGAAGCUGCGAUCGCUCAUCUGCCUGGGCCUCAACGAGCAGGUGCUGCACCUUUGGUUAGAGGUGCUGUGCGCUUGCCAGGAGGUCGUGCAGAAGUGGUACCACUCGUGGAGCUUUAUUGAUUCUCCCGGCUGGGUGCAGAUCAAGUGUGAGCUGCGCAUCCUAUCGCAGUUCGCCUUUAAUCUGAAUCCCGAUUGGGAGCUGCCGCCGAAGCGCGGAAAGGAGUCACAGCCGCUCAAGGACGGAGUACGGGACAUGCUGGUGAAGCACCACCUCUUCUCAUGGGAUCUGUGAGGUCCACUCUGCCGCUUUGUAUAGAGUUCCACAAUCUCGUUGGCAAUCUGCGUAACUGCGUAUCAAAUAUCUCAUCGCGCCGUAUUCGUUUUCUGAUAAGAUCCAAUCGUGCAAUCGCAUUCUUUUGAAUUUAGUAGCUAGCAUCCAUCCGCUUUUUAAGAACUUCAUUGUUUUCCUGCGCCUCUAACUUAAGUGCUUUAUCAUAAACUAUCUUUAGCUCUAAAUAUGAUCGCCCUUAAUAUGUAUAGCUCGAGCCGUUUGUUUACUUAACGUCCAUCCAUUAUAGUUAUUGUAAAUCCUAGACCACACACCAACAAACUACUAAAUUACAAAUGUAACGUACCUUUAAAUUUGAAAUCAAAUCUUAUAAAGUACAUACAUAUUUAUUACUAUA